AUGAGCCUAAAUGAUGAUAUUUCUAUCGACAGUUCAUCUACGGAUGCAAUUCGUAAACAACGCGAACAAAUCGUGCCUAAAAUCUACAUAUGCGCUACAAUGUGGCACGAAACAGAACAUGAAAUGACACAAUUACUAAAAUCUAUAUUCCGGUUCCUUAGUUGUCUGUUAGAAUUUAUUGAUAAAAUUCUUACUUCUUUCAUUUUAGCGCAUAUAUUUUUUGAUGAUGGCAUGGAAUAUAACGAGAAGAACGAAUGGAUGCCAAAUAUAUUCGUAAUCUUUUCUUUUUACUUUUCUUCUUUAUUAUUUUUUUUUUUUUGUUCUUUUUUGCCUUUUCUGUUUUUUUCUAUUUUCUUUUCUUUUUUUCUGUUCGUUUUUUCUUUUUUCUUUCCUUCUUUCUUUUAUUUUUUCAUUUCUUUUAAUUUUCUCUUUUUCUUUCCUUCUUUCUUUUUUCUUUUCUUUUAUCCUUUUUCUUCUCUUUUCUUUUUUCUUUUUCCUUUCCUUUUAUCUUUUCAUUUUCAUUAUUCAUUUCUUCUCAUUUUUUCUUUUUUCUUUCCCUUUUGUUUUCUUUUUCUUUACUUUUCAUUUAUUUUUUUUUACUUUUUCUUCUCAUUUUUUCUUUCCUUUUUCUUUUCUUCAUUUCAUUAG
Molecule: messenger RNA, 648 nt
Organism: Acanthosepion pharaonis
Lineage: Eukaryota; Metazoa; Mollusca; Cephalopoda; Sepiida; Sepiidae
Source: the annotation of a GenBank genome assembly